CAGAGUUAAGGCUUUUACAAUGGAUUACGAUCGAAUUCGACCAGUGCGAUACUUGACGGGAAUUUUGGAAUUUUGGCGUCUGUGGCCCAAGAAAGGAUCGGUAUCCCGACCAAAUUGGAAUAACUGGCAGGGAUAUCUUCUGCACGUCCCCUUCACCUUACUCUUUGCGAUCCUUUUGUGGAUGGAGGCCAUGAGAAGCAAGGAUAUACAGCAUACCGCCGAUGUAUUAUUGAUCGGCUUGACCACAACAGCUUUGUGGGCUAAGAUAAUUAAUAACUGGAAAUAUGCUCAUGUGGCACAAGGAAUCUUAAAUGAAUGGAGCACCUUGGAUCUUUUUGAUUUGAGAAACAAACAGGAAUUGGAUAUGUGGCAGUACGAGCAUCGACGUUACAGUCGUGUCUUUGUCUUCUAUGUGAUGUGCAGUGCCGGUGUUAUACCAUGGAUUGUGAUUCAACCUUUGUUUGAUAUACCAAAUCAGUUGCCAUUUUGGAUGUGGACACCAUUCGAUUGGAAUCAUCCGGUUCUAUUUUGGUAUCCAUUUAUUUAUCAGGCCAUAACUAUACCGAUUGUCUGUGUCUGCAACAUUACCAUGGAUGGAGUUAAUUGGUAUAUGAUGUUGCAUCUAUCACUUUGUCUGCGAAUGUUGGGUCAGCGUUUGAGUAGCCUUAAGCAUGACGAAGAACAGCUAAGGGAGAAGUUCCUGGAACUGGUGCAUAUGCAUCAGAGACUCAAGAGACAGGCUCAGGGCAUUGAGGCCUUCAUUUCGAAGAGUACUUUUACACAAAUUCUAGUCAGUUCCUUAAUCAUAUGCUUCACUAUAUACAGUAUGCAGAUGAGUCCCGUGUUGCAGGAUCUGCCAGGUUUUGCUGCCAUGAUGCAAUAUUUAUUGGCUAUGAUUAUGCAAAUCAUGUUGCCCAGCAUUUAUGGUAAUGACGUUAUAAAUUCUGCAAAUAUGUUGACCGAUUCCUUGUAUAAUUCUGAUUGGCCGGAUAUGAAUCCACGGAUGCGUCGCUUAAUCCUUAUGUUUAUGGUUUACCUAAAUCGUCCCAUGUCCUUAAAAGCUGGAGGUUUCUUUCAUAUCGGUUUACCUCUGUUUACAAAGACCAUCAAUCAAGCCUAUAGCCUGCUGGCCUUGCUGCUCAACAUGAACCAAUAGGAAGGAACGAAGUUCUACUCUGCUUUCUAUUUUGGAUUAGCCUAAAGAUUUCGCAGCUCGUUUGGAGAUUUAUUGCCGCGUCUUGUUAUGCAAAGAUCUAAAAAUAUAUUGUAGCAUUGCACGAAAUACAGUCUCCUAUAUAUAUUAUAUGUUGUGUGCACAUGAAAUGUAGAACUGCAAGUGACGAAAAUAAAAAUCAAAUUUUCACUUACACAAAGAUUUGCGGGAAAAUCUCUUGACUCUG
Drosophila eugracilis is the source of this 1400-nucleotide messenger RNA. It is a transcript of the gene Or71a, whose product is annotated as putative odorant receptor 71a. Gene Ontology annotation, molecular function: olfactory receptor activity; odorant binding. The transcript has 3 exons. Gene Ontology annotation, cellular component: plasma membrane. Gene Ontology annotation, biological process: sensory perception of smell; detection of chemical stimulus involved in sensory perception of smell. NCBI's taxonomy places the organism in Eukaryota, Metazoa, Arthropoda, Insecta, Diptera, Drosophilidae. The record is from RefSeq and is a predicted model, not a curated record. Bases 20 to 1156 code for a protein of 378 amino acids.